Messenger RNA from Trichoplax adhaerens, 942 nucleotides. RefSeq lists its product as uncharacterized. Lineage: Eukaryota; Metazoa; Placozoa; Uniplacotomia; Trichoplacea; Trichoplacidae. The record is from RefSeq and is a predicted model, not a curated record. Bases 1 to 942 code for a protein of 313 amino acids. The transcript has 5 exons.
AUGGCUACAACUUCUGUCGAAUUAUUGUCCUCCCCUAAAUAUUCCAAUCCUUAUCCCUCUAAUGCGAGAUGUUAUUGGAAACUGCAGGCUGCGCCAAAUCAUGUUAUUCUCUUGGAUUUCAUGGAUAUUCAUUUGCAAGACAGUACUAAUUGUGAGAAAGAUGGCAUAACAAUCUAUAAUGGAGGAGGAUUGUCUGCACCACUACUAGGCGUAAUUUGUGGUGUUAAUACCGAUAAUGUUAAACCAUCCAUGGUUUCUACAUCUAAUCAAAUGUUUAUUGCCUUUAAGUCAGAUGAUACUGAGCCAACUUAUAACGGGUUUAGUGCUUACUAUGUUGCAAGAAAAGUUGAAUAUUGUGAUAACGUUACCACAAUUAUUAGCGAAGAUACGGUACUAUCUACGCCAGGAUAUCCAGAUGGCUAUUCUGGUAAAAGCAAUUGUUAUAAUCAAUGGCUAGUUCAGGCUCCAAAAAUAGACGAUACUAUCAAGAUUUCUAUGGCUGACAUUGUAUUGCCACCUAACAUUCCAUGUGUAAAUUGUUAUAUGAGAAUUUUUGAUGGUCCAGACAGUAAUUCCAAAAUCUUAGCAACAAUUUGCUCUGCAACUUUAGCAGACGAAUAUACUUCUUCAACCAAUGAAUUGUAUAUUGAAUUUUACACAGCUUUUCCUUGGACAGGCAAUAGUGGAAUUGCUGCUAAUAUUUCUAUUAUCGAAAUCCCCGAAGUUCAGCAUCCUAAUGGUAAUCAUAGCAAUCAUCAUCCAGACGAUCAUAUUCCAAAUGGAUCUGGCUAUAAUCCAGCUGGAGCAAUUGCAGUUUUCGUUAGUAUCGUUUUAAUGACAGUCAUCGUAUACGUAACAAAUAAAUAUAAAAUAAGAUGCUCUAGAAAUAGGAGACGAAGAGGAUCUGAUCAUUUUGCAUUAGUGAACGAAAUGGAUACAUAA